Molecule: messenger RNA, 1819 nt
Organism: Colletotrichum godetiae
Lineage: Eukaryota; Fungi; Ascomycota; Sordariomycetes; Glomerellales; Glomerellaceae
Product: chromate transporter
Exons: 4
Coding region: 114-1694 (526 amino acids)
Biological process (GO): chromate transport
Molecular function (GO): chromate transmembrane transporter activity
Source: RefSeq, a predicted model, not a curated record
GAGGCCUUUUCUCUUAAGCAGUGAUCCGCAGACCCAACCAAGUAGGUGCUUCGACACUUGUAUGGAGCUCAAAGCAAACGCUGGAUUACUCUGUCUGGCGCGUAUCUUAAGAGAUGUUUGCUCUAGCGUGGGAACACAGCGUUCGAGAGACAGCAGCGCGUGUAGCUGGCGUAUUCAAGGUGAACUGGCACCUGGGCUUGACUGCGUUUGGAGGACCACCGGUGCAUUUUAAAAUUUUUCACGACCGCUUUGUAAGGCGCCUGCAAUGGAUAGACGAUCAGAUGUAUCAAGAGCUGUUUAGCAUCUCUCAAGCUCUUUCGGGUCCAGCAAGCACUAAGAUGCUUUAUUGCAUCAACCUCAUCCAAAAUGGCUUCCUUGGCGCCAUCGUAGCCUUCAUGAUCUGGAGCUUACCGGGCGCCUUGGGAAUGUAUGGGCUCUCCCUGGGCGUUUCAAACAUUGGUCCUAGUCUCCCACGCGCAGUUUACGCUCUCCUUUCCGGCCUCAACGCUGCCACUGUCGGCAUCAUCGCUCAAGCGGCUAUGGAGCUCUCUGAUAAGGCCAUCACCGAUAAGCUUACAAGAACUCUCGUGUUUCUCUCUGCCGCCGCGGGUAUAAUUUACAACGCGAUAUGGUUCUUCCCAAUACUCAUGUGUACUGCGGGCUGCUCAGCUGUUGUGUACGACUACCGCUGGAUUCAUAAGCCGGCGAUACGGGCCAGGGGGAUGUUGAGGGCGUUGCUUGGCAAGAAACAAGAGGAACCCUCCCGUACAGCCAGCCGGGAUGGAGAAGUUGGCGGUGAUAUCGAGCUUCCAUUGACUAGGCGAAGACCCACGCCACACGUCACGAAUUCUGGCUCGACAGGAAUCUCACAUGCCAGUCUUCAGCCUUCGUCGUCUGACCACCGGAUCAUGAAUGCCUCGAGCUUUGAACGGGGCGCAAGUACGUCGCCUCUGGAAGCCGAGGUACGCCGCGCUUUAGCCGAUUCCGAGCCCCGUACCAUUCCCAAGGAGUUUCAACUCCACUUCUCCUGGAAAGCGGGCACCGCCAUCAUAGCAACCUUCUUCACCACGUUCAUCGCCGUGAUGACUAUUCGAGGCGUGAUCUCAGAUCUCCCAGUUCUCUAUCGACUUUUUUCCAAUCUCUACCUUGCAGGUACCAUCAUUUUUGGAGGCGGUCCUGUGGUAAUUCCUCUACUUCGCGAGUACGUUGUGGCCGAGGGCUGGGUGUCUCCGCGGGACUUCCUAAUUGGCCUUGCUAUUGCACAGUCCUUCCCCGGCCCUAACUUCAACUUUGCCGUCUUUCUUGGCGGGCUGACCGCGGUCAAUGCGGGCCAUUCUACAAUCACGGGCGCUGCCAUCGCUUUUAUCGGCAUUUUCACCCCGGGACUGAUCCUCGUUCACGGCACGAUUGGCGUUUGGGGAGCGCUGCGGAGCAGACCAUGGGUGAGAGCCGUGGUGCGCGGCGUGAACGCCUCAGCCGUCGGGCUUAUUUACACUGCCGUCUACCGCAUCUGGCAGGUUGGGUUUCUCGACAAGGGUUUCCAGUCAGGGAGGAGUUUAGGUGACGACCCCUGGUGGGUUAUUGUCACAGCUACUGCGUAUGUUGGGGGACGGUAUUACAGACUGGCGGCGCCGUUGGCGGUCUUGCUCGGAGCGAUAAUGGGUUUAGUCAGGUACGGUGUUGUGUCGACGUAGAAGUUAGGCCAAGACUCUAAAAUAGCAAGUAACUUCUAGCUUGCCUAAUAAGGUCACUCACCGCGGCUGUCUCACUGGCCAAAGGUGAGGAGAACGUAGCGAGGCUUAGAGGUGGUAGUCGUUUC